Messenger RNA from Aspergillus melleus, 2145 nucleotides. RefSeq names its product UV-endonuclease UVE-1 (gene MUS18). The record is from RefSeq and is a predicted model, not a curated record. NCBI's taxonomy places the organism in Eukaryota, Fungi, Ascomycota, Eurotiomycetes, Eurotiales, Aspergillaceae. Gene Ontology annotation, cellular component: nucleus; mitochondrion. Gene Ontology annotation, biological process: nucleotide-excision repair; response to UV; mitochondrial DNA repair. Bases 1 to 2145 code for a protein of 714 amino acids. The transcript is spliced from 2 exons. Gene Ontology annotation, molecular function: endonuclease activity.
AUGCCUCUGCGUUUUGUUCUCAAUCAGAAGCUUGCUGGUCGUGCUCUUCCCUUCCACCAUACCGCGCGUUACCAUGGCGGCCAGGAAUCUGGCUUUCACUUCCGCAGCAUUCGCCACAGCUCGUCGCGCUGCCGGAUAAUUCGUCCGGUUACCGUGGCGAACCGAUCUUCAUCUGCUCCGAUUCAUACCUUUUGUGCCUCCUCGGUCUCUCCUCUCCCUGUCCGUGUUUCCAGUAUUCAAAUCACUAGACUGCAUUCCUUUGGCAGGCGAUCACUGAAGCUUGCGACGACCCCAAUCCCUUCGCCACCCCACUUGAGGCCAUUUUCUUCUUGUCAGUCACAGAGUCUAGGCUCUCAGGCCAUGCCGCUUGAUACGGUAGUCCCCAAGGAGGAGGACACUGCUCCAGUCGACAGCUUUGAAGGAAAUGCCGAUCGGGACGCGCGUUCAAUUGGCCCGUCACAGGAUGUCCCCAUAGACCCAGAGUCGGACGAUAAUGUCCCCGUUGAAGCGGAGGAGCUUCAAGAGGCCUUGACGAGACCUCCACCGGUGAACAGCAGCUACUUGCCUCUCCCUUGGAAAGGCCGAUUGGGCUAUGCCUGUUUGAAUACGUACCUGCGGUAUUCAAACCCACCGGUUUUCUGCUCCCGCACCUGUCGCAUUGCGUCUAUUCUAGAAAACCGGCAUCCGCUCACAGACCCCUCCCAGCCUCCUCAUCCCACCAAGAAUCGCCCGGAUCGCACUGAGCCUGCCGAUGUUGCGCGCGGUCAGGCUUUCGUUGAGGCCUUGGGACUCGCGAAUGCGCGUGAUCUCGUCAAGAUUCUCCGUUGGAAUGACCGCUAUGGCAUCAAGUUCAUGCGGUUGAGCAGCGAGAUGUUCCCUUUUGCCAGCCAUAAGGAGUAUGGGUAUAAGCUGGCUCCUUUCGCCGCUGAUGCUCUUGGCGAUGCGGGUCGCGUUAUCGCAGAACUAGGCCAUCGCGUGAGUGUGCACCCCGGCCAGUUCACGCAAUUGGGCACCCCGAAAGGGGAUGUUGUUGAGAGCUCCAUCCGAGAUCUGGAAUAUCACUCGGAGAUGUUGCAGCUUCUCCGUUUGCCACCUCAACAGGACCGGGAUGCGGUCAUGAUCCUUCACAUGGGUGGCGUUUUUGGCGACAAGGAGGCCACUCUUGAUCGGUUCCGACAGAACUACAAGGGUCUGUCACAAGACAUCAAGAAUAGGCUGGUUCUGGAGAAUGACGACGUUAGUUGGUCGGUGCAUGACCUGCUGCCCAUUUGCGAAGAGCUCAACAUCCCGCUUGUCCUGGACUUUCAUCACCACAACAUCAUCUUCGACUCGACCCAGCUUAGGGGUGGCACGUUAGACAUCAUGCAGCUAUUCGACAGGAUUAAGGCCACCUGGACUCGGAAGAACAUCACCCAGAAGAUGCACUACUCUGAACCGACCCCGUCUGCCAUUACGAAUCGUGAACGCCGGAAGCACCGUGACCGUGUUACCGCUCUCCCGCCUUGCGAUCCUGCCAUGGAUCUGAUGAUCGAGGCCAAAGACAAAGAGCAGGCUGUCUUGGAGCUGAUGCGGAUAUAUAAACUCCCGGGCCACGGGCUUUCUAAUGACUUGAUACCUUAUGUUAGGACCGACGAGAACAAGCCUUAUAAGCCCCCGCGUCAGUCCAAGAAGGAUGGUGCGUUUGUUGACUUGGAUGGCCUCGUUCCGCCACCCAAAACUAUUCCCGAUGAAGAGAUCGGUAUGGGAGGUCCUGACGGCCGGGUUUAUUGGCCGCCCGGUAUGGAGGAAUGGCUCCGACCAAAGAAGGUCAUCCGGACUAAGGCGGCUCAGAGUCCGGCCAAACCGCGCGCAUCAAAGAAGACCAAUGGGAAUGCCGAGCCUGUUCAACAGAAUGGAGAGGCCGAUAACGGUAGCGCUGCGGCAACGCCCGACUCCAAAAAGCCCGCGCGGUCCCCGCGUACUUCCACUCCAAAGAAGUCGACAGCAAGAAAGCGUAAAGCUUCUUCUGAGCCAACUCCUUCUCCUGACGAAGAAGAGGAGGCGCCCCCUGAGACGCCCAAGCCUUCUCGGUCGCGGAGUACUGGCACUCGAAAGAGUACUCGCGUGAAGCAGGUCAAUUAUGCUGAGGAUAGUGGGUCGGCAUAG